Messenger RNA from Lasiodiplodia theobromae, 804 nucleotides. RefSeq lists its product as uncharacterized. The record is from RefSeq and is a predicted model, not a curated record. Lineage: Eukaryota; Fungi; Ascomycota; Dothideomycetes; Botryosphaeriales; Botryosphaeriaceae. Gene Ontology annotation, molecular function: deubiquitinase activity. The transcript has 4 exons. Gene Ontology annotation, biological process: protein deubiquitination. The coding region runs from base 1 to 804 and encodes 267 amino acids.
AUGUCAACCUCGUCGCCUCCGAAGCCCAAGAAGCCAUCGCGCGCGUCGAGCCACCGCUCCACCCUCUCGGUGCAGAAGACGGAGAUCAAAAUCCAUGUCUAUGACUUGCUGCCGCCGGGUAAAGUUUCGUCGCUGCUGUGGACUCUCGGCAGUGGCCUGCUGCACUCUGGUGUCGUGAUCAAAGACAAGGAGUAUGCCUAUGGCGGACACGACCGCCGUGGUGUAACCGGUGUCUACUGGACCAGGCCACGUCUCGAGCCGCCCGGCGGCACCUUCAGGUGCGAGGUCCUGCAGGGCUUCUCCUUCCUCACCGAAGAUGAGCUCGCUGCCGUCAUAAGAGAGGCCUCAGAGAAGUUCCAGGGUACUGCCUACAACCUGUUGACCUUCAACUGUAACCACUUCACCUCGUACUUGUGCGAAAAGCUUACUGCAAGGCCCGCUCCGAGAUGGCUCAACCGUGCCGCAAGCAUCGGCGUUGCCCUGCCUUGCGUCGUGCCUCGGGAGUGGAUCGCCCCUCCCGAUCAUGAUACCGCUGACGGUGAGCUCCUGGACGAAGAUGAUGACGAUGAGCGCGUAGCAAUGCUGCGCGCGACUCAAUCACAGGGUUCUCUGCACCUUACAGAUUCACAGGAUCAGUACUCUACCGACGAAGAGCUUGAGAGCAGUCGAUCUAGAUCGAGGAACGCAGCCAAGAGAUCCACUUCCUCAACUGAAAUCGGUCGCCCACGGCGCUCUUCGGUCAGAGAUACUAGCGGGCGCGAAAUCCCUGCCAGCGAGCGCGCUCCCGUGCACGCCAGAUCUUAA